Pyrgilauda ruficollis (rufous-necked snowfinch) is the source of this 1589-nucleotide messenger RNA. It is a transcript of the gene ENDOU, whose product is annotated as endonuclease, poly(U) specific. The record is from RefSeq and is a predicted model, not a curated record. Lineage: Eukaryota; Metazoa; Chordata; Aves; Passeriformes; Passeridae. Gene Ontology annotation, molecular function: RNA endonuclease activity. The transcript has 7 exons. The coding region runs from base 1 to 996 and encodes 331 amino acids.
AUGUCGCUGUCAUCGCCUGGAUGCCGCCCUCAUGGCCUGGAUGUCGCUGUCAUCACCUGGGUGUCCCCGGACAGGAUGAGCCGCAUCAGGAUUUGCCCCGGGGCCACCUUUCACCCGGGCUGGGCGAGCCCGCGGUGCCUCAGAUACGGAUUCUCCAGCAGCAGCGAUUCCAUCACGGACCGGGAGCUGCUGCAGCUCUCAGAGCAGCUCUACGGGCUGGACCACAACAAAGCCCGGCCCAGCGACGUCGCCAUCAACCCGCAGCACCUGGCGGGCCCCGACGAGACCGGGGACAAGCAGGACCGGUCCCCGCAGCCGCUCUACAAAUACGUGAACGAGGAGCUCUUCUCCAAGCCCACCUACGCCAGCUUCAUUAAGCUGCUGGAUAAUUACCAGAGGGCCACGGGCAGGGAGGAGGAGGUGACGACCGAGGAGCUGCGGGAGCAGGAGCGUUUCCUCGAGGAGGUGAUGAAAACGGAGCUGAUGAAGAAACUCUUUGUGUUCCUGCAGGGAAAAAACCGCUACAGCUCCGAGCAGGAGUUCCUGCAGGAUCUGAAGCAGAUGUGGUUCGGCCUCUACUCCCGAGGGGACGGAGAGCGCGAUUCCAGCGGCUUCGAGCACGUCUUCUCAGGGGAGGUGAAAAAGGGAAAAGUGUCUGGAUUUCACAACUGGAUCCGCUUCUACCUCCUGGAGAAGCAGGGGGUCGUCAACUACUUCAGCCACAACUUCAACGGGCCGUGGGACACGUACCCCGACGUGCUGGGGCUGCAGUUCAGCUGGGACGGCUUCUACAAGGAGGUGGGCUCGGCGUUCAUCGGCUGCAGCCCCGAGUUCGAGUUCGGCCUCUACUCCCUCUGCUUCCUCGCACGGCCCGGCCGGGCGUGCCACCUGAGCCUGGGCGGGCACCGCCUGAGCGUGCAGACCUACCCCUGGACCAAAUCCACCUACGGCAGCGGCAGGAGGUUCAUCGCCACCGCCUACGUGAUGUCACCCUGAGGGGACACGGCUGGGGGCGAGCACCGGGGCCGCCCCCGCGCUGCUCGGGGCCGCUCCGGCCCCACGGGAGCGGCUGCGCUGCGGGCCCGGCCCGGGGGGGGGGUCCGAACCCUGCGGGGAGGGGAGGAGGGGAGACCCCCAGACCCAGCCGCGUGUGGCGGGCCGGGGCUCGGCAGGAGAGCGGCGGGAAGGGAAGGAUUGGGCACGGAAAGGAGGAUCCUGAGCGGAAUAAAAGCUGCCCUGGCUGGAGGAGCGUUGGGUUGUGGGUGCAGCAGCCCCCCCUUUAUCCCCCCGCGCCCCAUUUCUCCCUCCAUUUGUCCCCUCACCCCCUCUCUGAGCACUCCCCUCCGGUCUUGUCCCCUCCGGACACCUCCGGUCCCGGGGGUUCUGUCCCCUGGAGCCCCUCCUCGGGAAUUCGGCUCUGCCCCGGGUGCCUCCCCCCGCCCCCGCCCAGCUGAGCUCUCCCCGGAGGCCGCGGUUCCCCAGAGACCCCCAAACCCCCCGAGGUGGGGCUGCUCGGGGCUCCAGCUGCUCCAGCACUGCCCCCAGGGGCACAAAGCAGAGCUCGGGGGGCAGCGGCACCCCCAGGCCGG